AUGUUCCCGUUUCCAACCCUUCAAAAUAUUUCUGCACGUUUGAAAGCUGGAGACUUAUUGGCUGUGAUCGGACCGGUGGGGGCCGGAAAGAGCUCACUAUUGAUGACAAUUUUAAAAGAGCUGCCGCUUCUGUCGGGGAGUAUAGAAACUGUGGGAUCGAUAAGCUAUGCCUCUCAGGAGUCCUGGAGUUUCAAUACUAGUGUUCAAAAUAAUAUACUCUUUGGUACCGAAUAUAACGAAUCCCGAUAUCAACGAGUGGUAGAGGUGUGCGCUUUGGAGCGAGACAUCGAGUUAUUCCCGUUCGGAGACAAGACAUUAGUCGGUGAGAGAGGAGUACAGCUAUCGGGGGGACAGAAGGCCCGCAUCACGUUAGCCAGAUUUAAAGAAGAGUCCAUAGGACUUACACCACAUACAGACAGUCAAUACAAAAAUAUGUAA
This is a messenger RNA of Medioppia subpectinata, 438 nucleotides long. The record is from the annotation of a GenBank genome assembly. Lineage: Eukaryota; Metazoa; Arthropoda; Arachnida; Sarcoptiformes; Oppiidae.